CAUUUCUAGUCUACAAAGUACAGAAUGGGGCCUGCAUGUUCUUAGAAUACCUAUACUAUAAAAAAAAAAAACCUCCUAUAAAUACCACCUAUCUACAUAGGCUCGAGAAAGAAUAAUACAGGUAACCACCCUUCGCUCUUCUUAAUGGUCGAAUAGUAUUAGUAUUUAAUGAAGAAUGUGGAGCUACGGAGAAGCUUCCCAAGUGGAACCGACCUGACCUGACAUGUUGACCAUUCCAGUGAUGCAACACGGACAAGGACAACAACUGGUCUGCCUGCUCCUGUCUAUCUACCAGCUCACCACAGUUACAGCAAGCAGGAUAACAAUAUAUAUAUUCUAAAAUCUUUGGUGUUACUUGUCGAGCCUCCAUGCCACGAAAUAUUCCGCCCAGAUGCCGGACAACGUGACAAUGUCUUCUUCUCAACUGAGUGCCGCAUCUCGAUCAUCUGUCUUCCCCCAGGGCCCUAGCUUCACGCUCGAGGACUUUUCUAGUCGCGACUUUAUAGUGAAAGAAUUUAUCGAAGCUCUCUCCGACAGCGCAAUCUGUAAUCGCCGUUCUACGAUCGGUCCUGCGACCGGAAACCAGCCCUUCGACCCGAAACCCCUCAUUCGCACAUUCGAGCAUGCCCAGAGACGACUAGGUGAGCUUUCUGGCGACUUAGAAAUCCGAGAAAAUGAGCUAUCGGCGGCAGUGCGCCGGGCGGAGGCACAACACUCUCAAAACCUCAAUACCCUGGGUAAAAAGUUGAAACAGGCCAUCGAGUCGUUCCAGCAAUUGGACACCUCCCUUCAUAGCACUGGGCUCCCCGGCGGAGACUACAAUGGAGCGAUGGGGAAUAUGGCAGUUGAAACAGGAAGAAAGUUAGAGGAACUAGAUCGGCAGAGACGCAGAGCGCUCGAUGCUCACUUCCUUCUUGAGUGUUGGGAUGGGGUAAGCAACAGAGGCGAAAUAACACUUUUGGAAAAUCUACGGCGAUCUGGAUCGGGCGAAGCUAAAGUACGUUCGGCCCAAAUUGCGCGACAAUUGUUGAGGAUUAGUCAAAGGCUGGACUCCAAGAGCUGGAGUGAAUCCGGCGGCAGAAAUAACGGGUCAUAUAAGAACGGGUCGGCAUCUCCAAAUGGAAAUGCUGUUGACGGAAAUAGCGGCUUCAGAUUCAACACACGGGAGAUUAUCGAGAAAUUCUCCGAGACGCUGGAAAAGGACCUGUUGAAGCAAUUUGAUGAUUUCUACCGCAAGGCAAACUUCGAGGGCAUGAAGGAUUGUGCUACGGUGCUUCAGGAUUUCAACAGCGGAGCGAGUGUUGUCGCACUAUUCGUCAAUCAACAUCAGUUUUUCAUUGAUCGAAGUCAGCUGGUAACAGAGGAGGUUGGCGGGGACCCUGAAUCAUGGGAUAAACUUGCCGACCCCGACGCCGAACCUCUGAAAGUUGAGCCUAGCCUUCAGUCAUUAAUCGACGAAGUGAGGGUCGUCGUACAGGAAGAGUCAGCGAUAAUAAAACGAGCGUUCCCUUACUAUGAGCAGGUACUUGGCAAGUUCCUACAGCGGGUCUUUCAGCAAUCUAUCCAGCAAAGGCUUGAGAUGGUCCUAGAGAAGGCAAAUAGCGUCUCAUCACUGGCUUUCCUCCGGUCUCUUCAGAGCUCUCGUAGCUCUGUCAGCACCCUAGUUGAUGAGUUAAAAGCGCACGGGCUGACUGAGCACCCAGACGCCAUUUCCUCGCAGACAUCACUUGUUCUGGACCAGCAGCUGGAAGAUUUAUUCGUACCCUACUUUGUAGGCUCUUCCUAUAUUGAAAGAGAAAAGAAAACCCUCGAAGAGCUGUAUACAUCUCUAUUAUUCAAGUUCGCCACUUUUCAUUCCCGCAGGAAGAAGGCCACAACGACUUUCAUCUCAUCCCUCUCAAAGUCCAGCAGUGAGCUUCUUGCAUCUGCACGGGAGGCAUAUAUGAGCCGUUUAGAGUCAUCGGAGGUUUCUCAUACUCAAAAACGGGUCUUACUUCAGGUGGCAGACCUGAAAGAAUCUAAUGAUGUUCCAAAGCCAAAUGACGUUAAAUUCACGGAAGAAGACGGCCAGCCUAGCGUAGCCUACGCAAAGCGGAUGCUUAAAUGGCUCGCUGAAGCAGUCGGCAGAGGAUUGGAGCUCAGCGUAAAUAGUGAAACGCCAAAGGAUAUGCUUGCACUGCUGAAUCUUCUCCUGUUUGCAAUGGGGGAGGGAUAUAUUGAGGUUUGUCUCGAUGCUGCUCUAGAAGCGGCAGUAGCUCAAGAGUCGGGCAAGGCUGAGCCCGAUUUUGCCUAUCUUCCGGCGGUUCGUGUUUCUAUAAGCAUUGCGAACUUGAUGGUAAUGUGCAUCAAUACGCUGCUUAUCCCUCUCGCGGCAGCCAGUGUUACUGUUCGUCGAGAAAUGGAAAAGAAGACCAAUUUGACAAUAGUCCGCAUCGAGGAGAAAAUCAAUACAAUCGAACAAAAAUUUAUCGAUAUUACUCUAAUGUGGGUGAACAAACUUCUCGCAGGUCAAAAGAAGAAUGACUUUCGCCCUAAGGAGGGAGACAGCACAGCUUGGCUGGAGAAGCUGCAAACACCGACAUGUGCAUCUAUCUGCGCUUUCUUAACCCGUGCCCACAAUAUUGCGGUGAUGUCAUUGCCAUCUGGCGGUGCUAAUCUACGCCAGGUGCUGACGGAAAUAGCUCUUGGAACUCGUGCUAGCCUCCUUGAACAUUUCAAGCGAUUUGUUGUCAAUGGUCCUGGUGGACUAAUGGUCACGAAGGACAUGACCCAGUACGCGGACAUACUCAAAUCAUGGGAUAUAGAUGAGCAAAUAAAAGGGCCGUCAGGAGCCAUGGACGUUCUUCUGGAAGUCGGCAGUCUCUUUGUUAUAGGACCCGAGGCUCUGCGCGAAAGGGUAUAUGGCACUGGGAGCAGCAGCGGGGGAAGGUCUGGAAACAAUGCCGCAACGACGUCAGGACGAGGCGCGGGAGGAGCUGGUCAUGUUGAAGCUGGGCUUACUGCACAGGAGGUCAGAGCAUAUGUGUUCCGCAGGGAGGACUCCAACACAACUGCUAUGCAGCAUGUCCUUAAUGUUCUAUGAUUGAUGGAGGUUCGGGCCCUGUACCUAUAUGGUCAUCUUUUUCACAACCUACGCAAUGAGGAACGGAUGGUACUAUUUUUACCUUCGAUGGACCUUUUCUCACAUGGUAUACUCAAGAAAAAAAAAUUGACCCAUUUAGGUUGGUAGAGAGCGAAGAAAUCCGGAGAGGGUUCUACCUUUACAGUACCCUAGUACCUACACUCAGGAAGAUUAGUACCUAAUUUGUCUUUUAUGACCAGAACCGUGCACGGUUGAUCAGUGAUUCGUAUCGCCCACAGUCCUAUUAAUUGGCCAUAGUUACUCCACCUACUUUGGUAUACUAUUUAUUACUAUUACUACUAACUAACUAGUUAGUUGGUUAGUUGAAACAUGAGCAUGG
Messenger RNA from Aspergillus ochraceoroseus IBT 24754, 3461 nucleotides. RefSeq names its product exocyst subunit SEC10. Gene Ontology annotation, biological process: Golgi to plasma membrane transport; exocytosis. NCBI's taxonomy places the organism in Eukaryota, Fungi, Ascomycota, Eurotiomycetes, Eurotiales, Aspergillaceae. The transcript is spliced from 2 exons. The record is from RefSeq and is a predicted model, not a curated record. Gene Ontology annotation, cellular component: cytoplasm; exocyst. Bases 392 to 3082 code for a protein of 896 amino acids.